This is a messenger RNA of Serendipita indica DSM 11827, 825 nucleotides long. The record is from the annotation of a GenBank genome assembly. NCBI's taxonomy places the organism in Eukaryota, Fungi, Basidiomycota, Agaricomycetes, Sebacinales, Serendipitaceae.
AUGUCAUCGGAUACGCAGUCGAUUCAACUUGCCCCCUUCCGAUCCCGUGGAUCUGCAUCUAAUGAAGGCGCCAACCGGAAAAGUGUCAAAAGCAGGAUGGAGGAUGCAUCCGAUUACCCACAUGCCAAUGUCGUUCAGCAAUUCUUAAACGGUUGGAUUAGUGCGUUGAAUAGUGGAACCAUCGUGAGCUCCCUGUUGUCAGCCGUUGCCACUGCCUUCUUCGUCCAUAUUCGAGAACUCGUCAAAUCGCCUUUGCCUGGCCCCCCAGCAGCAACGAAUGCCCUUCUCGUCUUCGCCUAUGCGUCCAUCUUAGCCAAUUGCACUGCAGCCAUCGUUUCGUUCUAUCUCGCAAACUACCUUCUCUCCAUUCCCUUGAAGAUUGCUGAGAAGAUUUACAACUAUGAAGACGAGGAACGUAGUAACCCACGUGGUGCCCUCUUCGAUUACGUCACAAGGCGUAUAAACUGGUCCGAGUGGGGCAUAUCUCGAGCAUACUGGAUAUUCACCGCAUUCCUUGGAUUCUUUUCUGUGUUCAUAGAGCUUGCUCUCUAUGGAUAUAUAUUCGAAACCAAUCCACACAUAAGGGUCGCACUCGGAUUUUUGACCACGAUGGGGGUCAUCCCGCUGGUGAUAUUCGCAUUAAACGUUAUAGGUAUCACGGAUCCAUUUGUGAACGGACAUUCGAAUGGACAAUCAUCUAGUCCACUGUGUCCAGAGUGUGGCCGCCUACCCCAACCGGGCCUACCUUGUCCGCACUGUGGCUACUCUACCCACUCGGAUCCAUCAGGACCGGUGGGUAAUGUGACGAGCACUGGCACUCCUUAG